This is a messenger RNA of Sarcophilus harrisii (Tasmanian devil), 6100 nucleotides long. It is a transcript of the gene BCAS3, whose product is annotated as BCAS3 microtubule associated cell migration factor. The record is from RefSeq and is a predicted model, not a curated record. Bases 122 to 2641 code for a protein of 839 amino acids. Gene Ontology annotation, biological process: response to starvation; autophagy. Gene Ontology annotation, cellular component: cytoplasm. Gene Ontology annotation, molecular function: protein binding. NCBI's taxonomy places the organism in Eukaryota, Metazoa, Chordata, Mammalia, Dasyuromorphia, Dasyuridae. The transcript has 25 exons.
UUCCGCCGUGGCGUAGGUAGGAGGCGCAGCCUGUCACUCAUCGAAGAGGGACUCUAAACAGUGAGCAAGGCAGACGAGGAGCCCGGUAACCGGCGGGGCAGCCGGUAUUGUGAAAACAACUAUGGCUACAGAAUCUCCACGAAGGCCCAGCCGAUGUACAGGGGGAGUUGUGGUUCGUCCUCAGGCUGUAACGGAGCAGUCUUAUAUGGAGAGUGUUGUGACUUUUCUUCAGGAUGUUGUGCCUCAGGCUUACAGUGGUACACCUCUCACAGAAGAAAAGGAGAAAAUAGUAUGGGUCAGAUUUGAAAAUGCUGAUUUAAAUGAUACAACAAGGAAUAUGGAAUUUCAUGAAAUACAUGGCACUGGAAAUGAACCACCUUUGCUUGUAAUGAUUGGAUACAGUGAUGGAAUGCAAAUUUGGAGCAUACCUAUCAGUGGAGAAGCCCAGGAACUUUUCUCAAUUCGACAUGGCCCAGUUCGAGCUGCUCGGAUCUUGCCAUCCCCACAGAUAGAUUCACAGAAAUGUGACAACUUUGCUGAGAAGAGGCCUCUGCUUGGUGUUUGUAAGAGUAUUGGAUCUUCUGGUACAAGUCCUCCAUAUUGUUGUGUGGAUUUACAUUCCUUUCGUACUGGGGAGAUGGUGAAGUCCAUUCAGUUCAAGACACCCAUCUAUGACCUCCAUUGCAAUAAACAAAUCCUCGUUGUAGUCUUACAAGAGAAAAUUGCUGCCUUUGAUAGCUGCACUUUCACAAAAAAAUUCUUUGUUACAAGCUGCUAUCCUUGUCCAGGGCCAAACAUGAAUCCCAUUGCUCUUGGAAGCCGCUGGCUUGCAUAUGCAGAAAACAAGCUGAUCCGGUGCCAUCAGUCCCGUGGUGGAGCCUGUGGAGACAACAUUCAGUCCUACACUGCCACAGUCAUUAGUGCUGCCAAAACUCUGAAAACUGGACUGACAAUGGUUGGGAAAGUGGUUACCCAGCUGACUGGUACACUGCCUUCGGGUGUAACUGAGGAGGACGUUGCCAUCCACAGCAAUACUCGUCGAAGUCCUCUGGUCCCAGGAAUUAUCACAGUUAUUGACACGGAGACAGUCGGAGAAGGACAGGUGCUUGUAAGUGAAGACUCCGAUGGCAAUGGCAUUGUGGCCCAUUUCCCUGCCCAUGAAAAGCCUGUUUGCUGUAUGGCUUUUAACACAAGUGGUAUGCUUCUUGUCACAACAGACACACUUGGUCAUGAUUUUCAUGUCUUCCAAAUCCUGACUCAUCCAUGGUCUUCAUCACAGAGUGCUGUCCAUCAUUUAUACACCCUUCAUAGGGGAGAAACUGAAGCCAAAGUGCAAGACAUCUGUUUCAGCCAUGACUGUCGCUGGGUCGUCGUCAGCACGCUCCGUGGAACCUCUCAUGUUUUUCCCAUCAACCCUUAUGGUGGCCAGCCCUGUGUCCGUACACACAUGUCACCCCGAGUUGUGAACCGCAUGAGCCGCUUCCAGAAGAGUGCUGGCCUGGAAGAGAUUGAGCAGGAACUCACAUCUAAGCAAGGAGGCCGUUGUAGCCCUGUUCCAGGCCUGUCAAGCAGUCCAUCUGGCUCACCUCUUCAUGGAAAACUAAAUAGCCAAGACUCCUACAACAAUUUCACCAACAACAACCCUGGCAAUCCUCGGCUUUCCCCACUCCCUAGUUUGAUGGUAGUGGUACCUCUUGCACAAAUCAAGCAGCCAAUGACAUUGGGGACCAUCACCAAACGCACAGGGCCUUAUCUGUUUGGAGCGGGGUGUUUUUCCAUAAAAGCUCCAUGGAGUAAUGGAGCAGAGAACAUGAAUGACGUUGUCCAAGGAAGUUUUGGCUUUUGCAAAGUUAAACCACCUCCCCAGAUUUCACCCAGCAAAUCAAUGGGAGGAGAAUUCUGUGUGGCUGCCAUCUUUGGAAUGUCCAGAUCCUGGUUUGCAAAUAAUCCUGGUCUGAAACGAGAAAAAGAUCAGUCCAAACAGUUUGUGGUUGAGUCCUUAUACAUCAUUAGCUGUUAUGGAACUCUGGUGGAGCAUGUGAUGGAACCUCGGCCACUCAGCACUGCCCCCAAGAUCAGUGAUGACACUCCCCUGGAAAUGGUGACAUCUCCCCGGGCCAGCUGGACUCUAGUAAGAACACCUCAGUGGAAUGAGCUGCAGCCGCCUUUUAACGCCAACCACCCUCUACUCCUGGCUGCAGAUGCUGUGCAGCACUCUCAAUUCCUGCUCUCCGGCUUAGUUCCUCCUGGAAGUCCUGGACCCAUUACACGUCAUGAAUCCUAUGACAGUUUAGCCUCAGACCACAGUGGACAAGAGGAUGAAGAAUGGCUUUCCCAGGUUGAAAUUGUGACUCACACUGGACCCCAUAGACGUCUGUGGAUGGGUCCCCAGUUCCAAUUCAAAACCAUUCACCCUUCCGGCCAAACCACAGUUAUAUCAUCAAGUUCCUCUGUGCUGCAAUCUCAUGGUCCAAGUGACACUCCCCAGCCCCUUUUGGAUUUUGAUACUGAUGACCUGGAUCUCAAUAGCCUCAGGAUCCAGCCAGUCCGCUCUGACCCAGUCAGCAUGCCAGGGUCGUCUCGUCCCGUCUCUGAUCGAAGGGGAGUUUCUACAGUGAUCGAUGCUGCCUCAGGUCUUUAGUGGCCAUGGUUCCUGAGAAGAGAUGGACUGCAGCACCUAUUGAAGCAGUUGCUAUUUCACACCUCUGCAAAGGGUGCUUCCUGGGAGGAUGGAUCUGAGCCUGGCCACUACUCCCAGAGCUUUAGGGUUAGCUGUUCAUCAGUGGUGGUUUGUCAGCAGUUUGUGUUGGUGAUGGCAAUUCAGAGAGCACAUCGUGCACAGAGAUUGCCUUCCUUAAAUGACUGGCGCUGACCUGGAAGCAGGAGUGAUGGUUCCCCAAGCAUUUGGGUGGGAGUUACUGGGCUGUCUUAAGGUGUGAUAAGAGAUCAUGAGUAAAAUGGAUUUAAUUUGACUUUUCUGGCCCAUGCCAUCUCCUGUGUGUCCCUCCAGUUUGUGUGCUGCACCAGCUAGUCUGUCGGCCUUCCUUGUAGGGGACAUACAUGUAUAGACUUUCCUAAAUUCAUCUCUCCUCCCCACUAUCCACUCACACUGUGGCUUCCCUAGUUCAGUCAGGACGAGGAUAGUGUGAUUGCAGAUGACGGUUACUUCCUCGCUCCAGCCAUGUCCUCUGUGCCUUUAAAAACUCUAGUGAUGAGAUCAGUGACCAGAACUAGCACAGAAAAUUGGGCUUAGGGUAGGCCUCAGCAAUCAUACCUGUACUGAGUGUCCAAAUUUACUCUCAAAUCAGCCUUGUCAUUCAUGAUGUGAAAGUAAUAGAAUAAUAGCAACAAAAAUAAAUGUGCCAUUUAUAUAGUGUUUGAAGGUUUGCAAGAUACUCUACAAAUAUUUGUUUCAUUUUAUCUUCAUGACAGUCAAAAGGGAAAGGAAGAUAAGUGCUAUUAUUAUCCACAUUUUAUGGAUGAGGAAACAGAGACAUAACCUGUCCAGGUUCAUAGAUCUUUCUGACUGGAGAGCCAGUGCUCUAUCCAUGGUACCACCUCCCUUCUUAAAUAGUGAUUAAGACAAAUUCAGUUGGUGGGAGAAUUAAUUAAGAAAAUAGCUACUCAGACAGGAAAGAGUCUAAUUUUUUAAGUCUUAGGGUAAAACCUUACUUGGUCUGCCCUAGUUAAAGUUCUACACAUUACUCAGGGAUAUGACAGUGAGGCACAUUACCCUCAGGGUAGGUAUUUUCAACCUGGAGUCUAUGGAUGUUUUUAUGAAAAAUAAUUUCAAUGAUUAUCACAAUAGAGUUUCCUUAGUGAUCCUAUGUAUUUUACUUUAUGCCUUUAAAAACCUUAUUCUGAGAAAGUACAGGCUGCCAAAAGGGUCCAUGACACACAAAAAAGUUAAGAACUCCUACCCCUAGGCUAUGGGUUGGUCCAGUUUUGCUGCUAAGUAUGUAUUUCCUAUUUUGGUCAUGACUAUUAAUUGUGAAUGUUGCUGCUAGUGGAGUACUUUAAAGUUACAUGUUCUGUUGCUUUCAGACCGGCCUCUUUGAAUAUCCCUGGAGGGCUGGUUAACUAGGGGAUUGGAGCCUGUGGAUUCUAACUAUGGAGUGGUGGCAAAUGACAGUAUUAAUAUAUUCCUUUUUCUGGGGAGAAAUUCCAAAAUGCUUUAUAAGUGUUAUCUCACAUGUAUUCCAAACACCAAGAGGAAAGUAGGAGUUAGAAUAUAGCUUUUAAAGGAGAAAAAACUCUCUUGGAAAAAAUUGAUGAAACUAUAAUAGGGCCAACCCUAAAUCCUGAGUGCUCUUAUCUUGAUUUUUUCACCAGUCUAAGCAGAAAAGGAUAAUAAAACCUACCAGAGAAAACUGAAUCUACUUUAAAGGAGAAGAACAUUUCUUAAUAUGCUUUCUCUCCUGCAUAUACACCCACACACAGUGCACGCACAUAUGCACCUUCAUACAUUAAGAAUGUACAUUAUUUGUUUUUCUCAUUGGAUCCAGUGUAUCUUGUCUUGCAGAAAUGUUGCAAAAUAUCUGCAUUUUAAAAUUUUUAAAAAUUAGCCUUCAAAUCGAUGGAGUCUACUCAGUCUGUCAUUUACUCAGCACAUACUCUCUCUUUAUAUUUUUUAAAUGGUUGCAUGGUUGGUUGGGAGUCUCCCGAUACAACACUUCAUGCUAAACAAAGUUGACAGUUUAGUGAUGUGGAAGCCAUUAUCUCACCUUUGUGCCUCCAUAGCUAAGGCCUCUUGCCUUUUUCUAUUUCAUAAUAAAUAACAUUAGCAUUAAAGAACUUUUUAACACCUAUUGGAAACAUUAAAUAACCAGGAUUUCUUCAGACCUUUUAUGUAAGAUAUUUUAAAAAUGAAUGCAGUAACAUUUGGAUUCCCUUCAUUUUUUUUCAAAGUUUAUUAUUUGCUUCAGCCUGGCUGGAGAAAAAUGUUCAUUCAUUCCCAAUGUUUUUGAGAUGGGAAAAUGUGUUUGCUGGAAACUGUUCCAUAUUUGAGAAUAAAGACUCCAGUGACUUUUUCACCCCAAGGAGGAUUCUAAAGAACCUUCCUCAUCUCUUACUUGUCUUCCUGUGGUUCUAAAGCCAGACAGCAAGCCCUGAGUUAUUUUUUUUUAUUAUUAUUUUUGUCCAGACACCAGCUUUUAAAUAGAGGUGAGACUUAACUUAAAAAUAUUCUUUCUGCCUUUGGCUGGAAUAAGUGAUGAAGAUGGAGGAGCUUCUUCAGACAUGGUACCACAAGGGAGAUAGCUGGGUACAGGCAUUUUCACACAUCUGCUAAGGCACAGAGCACAAGACAAGCAUUAGUGCUCAGCAAUGUGAUGUGGAUUUGGGAUGAACUUUACUGAAUUUUGGUGGGUUAGGACAAAUGUUAUCUUGUUCCCAUAUGUUUUUUCAGAAUCUUGAAAGUGUGCACAUUUGGUUGAUAUGUUAGGAUACUUCUCCUCCUUUCCAUCCCUUCUUCUCUCCUCUCCUCCCUUUUCUUUUUCAGAUUCACAUAUAAUAAAAUCUGGCUAGAACAGGUAGGAACAGUGAAGUUCACAAAUCCUGUGGACUUAGUCUUUUCUCUGACCUUAUUAUUUUAUACUCUUUUGCCACAAAAAGGAUCACUUGUUGAUUUCAAAUCAGUUAAGAUUUCAGGAAACCUCUCGUGUACUGCCUUCCACCCUAUUCCACCUCAUUUUAUUAGUACCUUUCCUUAGUUGGACAUAUUUUCUACAGGUGGUUUGUUUGAUGAUUAUGUUGUGGGGAAAACAUCGUCAUGAUUCUUAAAUUUUUUUAUGUCUUCAAGUUAGGAAGGAAUCCAAAGCCCUUUUUUCCUUUGAUUGUCAACUCUGUAUUUAAAUAAGAACUAUUAAUUAAACAAGUAUUAAGCUGUUUCUCCCAUCUCCACAAAGAGGUCCAAAUGGAGAAUAGGAUCUGACCAGGUUCAUGUUGAUUACACGCUAUAACAGGAAGAAACCUAUAGAAUUGAAGAGUAAAGGAAAAUGACAAUCCAGAAUUAUUUCAUUGUUAAAGACAUGAAGUACCUUGCUAUACCCUGUGUUUUUCUUUUUUUUUUUUCUUAUAGCUUUUUUUGACAGAAUAUAUA